AUGUUUAAAAAAUCUAAGCAACCGCCGCAACAGUUAUUCGUUAAGAAAACUGCAGCCAAAGUUUCCAGCAAGGUUUCCACCAAGGAGGCCACCACUUAUCUGUUUCGUUGCUUUCGCAUAAUGGGACUUUAUAGAACGGAUAAGCAUAAAUACAGCUAUAUACUGUAUUCCAUGUUUAUACACUUCAGUGUAACCAUAUUCUUGCCCUCCUCCUUUAUAGCCAGCUAUUCCUUGAAGUCUAGUAAAUUUGAAUAUGACACCUUACUAACCUCCAUACAGGUGGCCAUAAAUGUCAUAGGUUCUUCAAUGAAAAUCUGCAUGCUAUUGUAUUAUAUACCGCAUCUGCUAACGGCUGAGCCGGUAAUGGCCAAAUUGGAUGAACGUUGUGUGGAUGAGGAUGAGGUAGAGUUGCUGUAUAAACUAAAGAAUUUGGGCGGCCGCUUGGUAGUUAGUUUUGCCAUAUCAUUUUGGAGUUAUGCCACAUCUACGUUUAUAGUGUCUAUAUUGGCGGGACAUCCGCCCUAUUCUUUGUAUUUACCCUACAUCAAUUGGCGCAAUUCCAAGUGGGAGUUUAUAGUGGUCUCGGUAAUCGAGUGGAUGCUAAUGGAUGGUGCUUGUGCUCAGGAAGUGGCCAAUGAUGCCUAUGCUGCUGUAUAUGUUUGUAUUUUGAGGGCUCAUGUGAAUAUUUUACGCCUGCGAAUUAGUAAAUUGUGCUCCAAUCCUGAUAAGUCUUUAGCUGAUAAUGUGGAGGAUCUUAAGCUGUGCAUAGUGGAUCAUAAGAAUAUUAUAGAACUCUACAACAUUAUUACUCCCGUCAUUUCCGCCACCAUUUUCCUGCAAUUCACCAUAACUGCCGGCAUUUUGGGCAUUACUCUCAUCAACAUGAUGAUCUUUGCUAAGGCUUUUUCUGCCAAAAUAGCCUCUUGCUUUUAUGUAUUGGCCGUGGUGGUGGAGAUUUUCCCCUUGUGCUAUUAUGCCAAUUGUUUAAUGUAUGACAGUGAUCGUUUGAGUGAGGAGAUCUUUCACUCCUCCUGGAUACAUCAAAGUCCUCAAUAUCGCAAAAUGAUGAUAUUUUUUAUGCAGCGCACUCAACAGACCAUAGAGUUUAUGGCGGGCAAGAUAUUUUACAUCAAUUUAAAUAGUUUUAUUAGUAUUGCCAAAUUUUCCAUGUCUUUGUAUACGCUUAUAAAGAAAAUGAAUCUUAAGGAGCGUUUGGGACUGCAGUAG
Calliphora vicina (urban bluebottle blowfly) is the source of this 1227-nucleotide messenger RNA. Its product is annotated as odorant receptor 7a-like. The record is from RefSeq and is a predicted model, not a curated record. Gene Ontology annotation, molecular function: olfactory receptor activity; odorant binding. Gene Ontology annotation, biological process: detection of chemical stimulus involved in sensory perception of smell; sensory perception of smell. The transcript has 4 exons. The coding region runs from base 1 to 1227 and encodes 408 amino acids. Gene Ontology annotation, cellular component: plasma membrane. NCBI's taxonomy places the organism in Eukaryota, Metazoa, Arthropoda, Insecta, Diptera, Calliphoridae.